CGCCAGAUGACUGUUGGAAAGCCAACCCAAUCAUUCAAAUAAAAAGACAACUCUGAUUAGGAAGCAAAGCAAGCGGGCGUUUCUUCUUCAAAGACCAAAAAACGUCAACUCACUCAAAAGUCACCUUUGGAAAAGAAGAAGUAAAGCUAUGUAUGUCUACAAAGUUGUAGAAUCGCUUUGAAUCUCUUUUGUUCUUGCUCUUUCUCUCUAAAUUCUUACGGGUGUUAUCCAGUUAUGGGAAAUGGGGAAUCGACAUAUGAUGAUUCCAAUGAUGAUUUGCGGAGUCAUCCUCCUUCUUAUGCAGGAAGUUCAGAUGAUUCCCAUGAUGAUUUGCGGAGUCAUCCGCCUUCUUAUGCAGGAAGUUCAGCAGAUACUUACUAUCAGCACAUGCAUCAAACUACAUCCAUAGCUGAUGAUUCCCAUGACGAUAUGCGGAUUCAUCCACCUUCUUAUGCAGGAAGUUCUACAGAUACUCACCAUCGACAUAAGCAGCAAAGUACAUGCAUAGCUGAUCAUUUUACCUCCUUGGAUCAGGUUAUCUCUGCAUUAAGGGAAGCUGGCCUUGAAUCAUCAAAUUUGAUACUUGGUAUUGACUUCACAAAGAGCAAUGAGUGGACAGGCAAGUAUUCAUUCAAGAGGAAAAGCCUUCAUGCAAUUGGUAGCACACCUAAUCCAUAUGAGCAAGCAAUAUCUAUUAUUGGUCGCACUUUGUCUCCUUUCGAUGAAGAUAAUUUGAUACCGUGUUUUGGGUUUGGCGAUGCAACAACACAUGAUAAAUAUGUGUUCAGUUUUUAUCCCGAUCACCGAUAUUGUAAUGGUUUUGAGGAAGCUCUUGCACGUUAUAGAACGAUUGUUCCGUGCUUAAAUCUGUCAGGUCCAACCUCAUUUGCCCCAAUAAUUAAUGCUGCAAUUGACAUUGUGGAGAAAAGCAAUGGGCAAUAUCAUGUUCUUGUCAUUAUUGCAGAUGGACAGGUUACCAGAAGUCCUGAUACCCCACCGGGAAGGUUCAGUCCACAAGAACAAUUCACUGUAGACUCCAUAGUUGAUGCUAGCCAUUAUCCUCUCUCAAUCAUUUUGGUUGGAGUGGGGGAUGGACCGUGGGACUCAAUGAAGCAAUUUGAUGAUAACAUUCCUCACCGAUCAUUUGACAAUUUCCAGUUUGUCAACUUCACAAAAAUCAUGUCUGAGGAAACCGAAGCAUCAAAGAAGGAAACAGCCUUUGCACUUGCUGCCCUCAUGGAAAUACCAUUUCAGUACAGGGCAACACAAAAUUUUGUCAUUAGGGAAUCCAUAGAUAGUCGUCUACGUACAAGACCACGUCCACCUCCGGAAGAGGUGAUCGAUCAUGAUAAUGCAGUGAAAUCAGUCCCACAUGUGACAAACGAUAUAACAGCUGAGCCAACACCUCCAGUGGAACUAGUCUGCCCAAUUUGCCUGGUGAAUCCUAAGGACAUGGCUUUUGGAUGCGGUCAUACAACUUGCAAGGAUUGCGGUGGGAGCCUCUCAUUAUGCCCUAUCUGCCGGGAGCCCAUAACAACCCGCCUGAGACUCUAUACUUGAUUACUUCCUCAAUAUUAUAAAUGCUUCAAUGUUUAUGAGAACAUUGAUGGAUCUCAGCCAACAUUACCAUUAUUCCACCGUUUGUAAAUUUUUAAUAUAUAUAUAUGUAUACAUAUAGAAGCUACUUGAAACAUUCUUUUUUUCCUUUGCGUAUGUAAGAAUUUCAUUAAACUGUUUUUUGUUGGUAUCAGCACACGUCCUGUAGCAUUGCCUAGACAAAUUGGUGGAUGUGUUUGGGCUGCUCUUUUCCCCUCUUUUGUAUUUUUUCAUUUCUAUCUUCCCAAGGAAAGAAUAAAUCCUAACACUUCAAUUGUC
Molecule: messenger RNA, 1875 nt
Organism: Corylus avellana
Lineage: Eukaryota; Viridiplantae; Streptophyta; Magnoliopsida; Fagales; Betulaceae
Gene: RGLG3
Product: Copine (Calcium-dependent phospholipid-binding protein) family
Biological process (GO): protein ubiquitination
Cellular component (GO): nucleus
Molecular function (GO): ubiquitin-protein transferase activity
Source: RefSeq, a predicted model, not a curated record